Yarrowia lipolytica CLIB122 is the source of this 1593-nucleotide messenger RNA. RefSeq lists its product as uncharacterized. The record is from RefSeq and is a predicted model, not a curated record. Lineage: Eukaryota; Fungi; Ascomycota; Dipodascomycetes; Dipodascales. Gene Ontology annotation, cellular component: spliceosomal complex.
AUGGCUUCAAUCGACAGUGUGUUUGAAAACGCUGGUUUCGACGGCGCUAAGCGACGCAAGACGGAUGACGACGCACAGCCCGAGGAGGAGGCAUCAUUGCCAAAGUCGCCCCAAAUUGAAGAUGAACACAUUGAGGAACGAUUUGCAAUCCAGAAGUUGGUAGACGAACACAAAGAUGGCCCCCAGGAGGCUGACUGGCUGAAGGGUCUUGUUCUUGACCUCGAACGUGCUAUUACUUCAAACACGGAGAAACGAGAAUUGUUUGCUAAUGAACCUCUGAAGUUCAUGGACUCUGAAGUGGAGCUUGAGAAGGCCAUUCGAGCUCUCAGUGUGCUUACUACCACAGAUGAUGACGACUUUAUAACUGUCUACAAACGAUUUGUGUCCGACUUUGAAUGUCAUGUGUCUUUGAUGCAGCUUCUGGACCAUCCCAACCUCGACAUUGCACUCAUCACCUGUGAGAUCUUCCACGAGCUCAUCACUCGCACCAACGAUUUCGCUGAUCCCGAUGCCCUCACUAGGUCUCUAUGGUCUAACGACGACUUCAUCGAUUACAUCAUGGAACUGACCGACAAAAUCGUCAGGAUUGAUCCUACACAGAUCCAGUAUAUUCUCGACAUGGGAGACGUUAUGUUUGUUGAGGACGAUAUCACCCCACAGCUACGAACGCACAUCUUCCCCAAGUUUCUGGAUCUUCUCGCCGACAAGAAAUCACCCCUACUUUUGCAUGAUAGAUCAACCAUGGCUGAUUACUGUCUUACUUGGCUCACCAAGUACGAGUAUCGAACCGGAGUGUCUGCUGAACGAGUGGAAGCACUUAUCAAAUACCUGAUGGCCUACGUUGAUAAAGAUCCCACCAAGGGGGACGAGGAGGAACUGGCUGGAUCGAUAGCUGGUAUCCUCGCAUAUAUUCUCACCAGUCCUUCCGGACGAGCAGCUUUCGCUGAAGUUGAGGGUGUGGAUGCCAUGGUGAGGCUCAUGGGAGGAGAGGGCAAGUGGAUCAAGAAGCAUGCUGCUCGUAUUAUCAAGGCUGCUCUGAACUCUUAUGAUUCCACGGAGUUGGCUACAGUGUUUGUGCAAGCCAAGGGUUUGGGUGUUUUGUUCAAGGCUCUCAAGGCAGGCAAGAACAAGCAUUACAAGACCUAUAGUGAAUAUGGGGAGUUUCUGUGGGCCAUAUAUGCUUCUCUGCUGCGUCUUUUGCCUUCGGAUUCGCCUGAACGAGUCAGAGUGAUAGCCAAGAUGGACAAGGCUAAGUUGGAUGAGCUUAAGGAGCUCAGAGAUGACACACAACAGGCUGUAGAUACCAUGAUUCCCGCACUGGAGAGUGCAUUGGCCAAUGAGGAGGACACUGAGGAGAUCGUGACUGACAUGGAGAUGCUAGGAAGCAGGCUGGUGGUGGUUCUGGACACGAUAUUUGCAUGGAUGAAAGUAGAGGGUCAGGAUAUUGAGGUGGACAAAGAGGUGCUCAAGCAGGAGAGAGAUAACAAGGCUCGGUACCUUGGCUGGGAUGAUGAUAGCAAUGAGUAUCAGGAGAUGAUGAAGAACAACAAGGAUAUAGUUGGCAUGUUGGAUUAUUUGCUUGAGAGCAAGUGA